Molecule: messenger RNA, 2614 nt
Organism: Tribolium castaneum (red flour beetle)
Lineage: Eukaryota; Metazoa; Arthropoda; Insecta; Coleoptera; Tenebrionidae
Gene: Shal
Product: Shaker cognate l
Exons: 3
Coding region: 261-1976 (571 amino acids)
Biological process (GO): protein homooligomerization; potassium ion transmembrane transport
Cellular component (GO): membrane; voltage-gated potassium channel complex
Molecular function (GO): A-type (transient outward) potassium channel activity; protein binding
Source: RefSeq, a predicted model, not a curated record
GUCGCUCGCGUGAACCCAGCCGUCUACACCGCAGUAACGUCGACGCCGUCUGCAGUGAGCAGUGCUAGCGCCGUCCGCGAGAAGAUGGAGGCAUUCGCGCCCGAAAUAGUCCGACUCACGAGUCAGCAAUGAGCAGUUUGGAGUGCCCGGAGCCCGCCAGCAGCCGCAGUCUGAUCCAGCCGUCGUCCGCGAAAUGGUGGUGAAGUGCGCCGAGGACCGCGAGUGAGCGACCACCGCACGAAAGCAUUCCGCCGCACAGUAUGGCCUCGGUCGCCGCUUGGCUGCCAUUUGCCCGGGCGGCGGCCAUCGGCUGGGUGCCCAUCGCCACGCACCCGCUCCCGCCGCCGCCGAUCCCCAAGGAUCGGCGCAAAGCCGACGACGAGAAGCUCCUCAUCAACGUCUCGGGACGGCGCUUCGAAACGUGGCGGAACACCCUCGAGAAGUACCCCGACACGCUGCUCGGCUCCAACGAGCGCGAGUUCUUCUACGACGAGGAGUGCAAAGAGUACUUUUUUGACCGAGAUCCGGACAUCUUUCGGCACAUCCUCAACUACUACCGCACUGGCAAGCUGCACUAUCCCAAGCACGAGUGCCUCACCAGCUACGAUGAAGAGCUGGCUUUCUUCGGGAUCUUGCCGGACGUUAUCGGGGACUGCUGCUACGAGGACUACAGAGACCGCAAACGUGAGAACGCCGAAAGACUCAUGGACGAUAAACUUUCCGAAAACGGUGACCAAAAUCUGCAGCAACUGACCAACAUACGACAGAAAAUGUGGCGCGCCUUCGAAAAUCCACACACUUCAACGGCGGCCCUAGUCUUCUAUUACGUUACAGGCUUCUUCAUUGCUGUUUCUGUGAUGGCAAAUGUAGUAGAGACGGUUCCUUGCGGAAGCCGCCCGGGGGGAGCUGGCUCCUUACCGUGCGGCGAAAGAUACAAAAUUGUAUUCUUCUGCUUAGACACCGCUUGUGUUAUGAUUUUCACAGCUGAAUAUUUAUUACGGAUGUUUGCAGCCCCGAACCGAUACAAAUUUGUUCGCUCCGUGAUGAGCAUUAUCGAUGUCGUGGCCAUUCUACCUUAUUACAUCGGCCUGGGCAUCACCGACAACGAUGAUGUUUCCGGUGCUUUUGUUACCCUGCGAGUCUUCCGCGUUUUCAGAAUUUUCAAAUUCUCACGUCACUCCCAAGGUCUCCGCAUCUUGGGUUACACUCUCAAAUCGUGCGCUUCCGAACUUGGUUUUCUCGUAUUUUCACUAGCCAUGGCUAUUAUCAUCUUCGCUACCGUAAUGUUCUACGCCGAAAAGAACGUCGGCAAAACAAAUUUCACUUCCAUCCCUGCUGCCUUCUGGUACACCAUCGUCACGAUGACUACGCUAGGAUACGGCGACAUGGUUCCGGCCACUAUCGCAGGAAAAAUCGUUGGCGGCGUCUGCUCCCUGAGUGGUGUCCUUGUGAUCGCACUACCCGUACCUGUUAUCGUUUCCAACUUCAGCAGGAUCUACCACCAGAACCAAAGGGCCGACAAGCGCAAAGCUCAAAGAAAGGCUCGCUUGGCGCGCAUCCGCAUCGCCAAAGCGUCGUCGGGGGCGGCGUUCGUCAGCAAGAAGAAGGCGGCGGAGGCCCGCCUGGCCGCCCAAGAGUCGGGCAUCGAGCUCGACGACAACUACCGCGAGGAAGACAUUUUCGAGCUGCAGCACCACCACUUGCUGCGGUGUCUGGAGAAGACCACCGACCGCGAGUUCGUGGAGCUGGAGGUGCCGUACAACGGCCACCCCAAGCGGCCCGGCUCGCCGUCGCCCAUGGCCAGCCCUGCCCACUCGGCCGUCUCCAUCGGCCUGAUCCAGUCCUGCUGCGGCCGCUGCUGCCCCCGCAGGUACCAGCAGGCCUGCGGGAAGUACAUGCCGGCGGCCUCGGCGGCGCAGUCGAACCAAACUGGCGGCGGUAUGGACGGCACCUAUCUCGUGGAGGCGUCAUUUUAGACACGACGGCCGGAACAUAUCAAUCUACCGCCUUGUGGUUACGUCUCGGUCGCGAUUCCGUUUUCUUCGUUUUCCAAACAUCGAUUCUAUUGUGUUGACAUGUGUAGUGUAAAUUGUGAUAUAGAUGAUAAAUAAACUGACAAUUGAUCUAUGUACGUACUUACACAAUAAACCGACUCAUUCUACACUCGUUUCAUAGACUCUAUGGUGUAUUGUAAGGUAUAGGGGUUGUUCUUCAGUUUUGCGAUUGAACGGACUCGCAUUUAUUUACACAUUUUUCGUUUUACUAAUACAUUCCUUUGACGGUUUUUCAUUUGGAGCAAUAGGAGCUCCUAACGCGAGUCUAGCCGCCAUCUUGAAACUGGAGCUAACACUGUAACUACAUAAUUAUAGUAAUUGCAUAAAUCGUUUUACAGUCUUACUAAUUAGGGAAAACACGUUACGUGUUAACUUAAAUAAUUAGUUUAACUAUAUAAAAAGAAGAGAGAUAGUAGCCAUAUUGUAAAAUUUCAAGCUACCUAUAUAUCUAGAGUUUAACGAAUUUGUCUUUCACAUUGUUUUGCCUCCACCAUUCUUCUAAAAGUGAUCGUUUUGUUUCGAUUAUAUAGUUUAAACAAAUAAAUUUUCCACAAUCUAAA